AUGUAUAGUUGGUUAGAAUAUAGUUUGAUAGUUGAUGCAGCGUUUUGCUUUCCGUGUCGUUGUUUUAAUGGAAAUGAAUCUAAUAUCGGUCAGACAGAAAAAGUGUUUACUAAAACAGGAUUUAAUAGUUGGUACAGGGCUUCUGAAAGAUUAAAAUCUCAUCAAAUAUCAAAAUAUCACAUAAACAAUUGGAAGAAUGUAAUUGCAGUAUGUUUUGACGGAGCAGCAACUAUGGCUGGUAAUAUUAACGGCGUACAAGCCAAAUGCAAGAAUAAAAAUAAAAAUAUUUUGCAUGUGCACUGUUAUGCACAUUGCUUAAAUUUAACUUUAAUGGAUGCUGUUUGUGCUAAUGCAAAGUAUAGUGAAGUAAAUAAAUGUGUCUUUGAUUUUCUUGGGACGGUACAAUUUAUUUAUUCUUUUAUUGAAGGGAGUCCAAUACGACAUGCAGUAUUUGAAAAAUUUGCCAAAUUAGAUGGCGCUAAAGUACAAACAUUAAAAUCAAUGUCUCAAACUAGGUGGGCUUGUCGCGCUGAUGCAGUGAAUGCAGUUAAAAACAAUUAUAAAGCAUUAUUAUGUACUUUAAAAGAAAUAAGUUCCAAAUGUUUAAUACCUGAAGCAAGAGCUAAAUGUCGUGGACUUCUAUAUCAACUUAAAACCUUUGAGUUUAUUUAUUGUUUAAAUUUAAUGCAACCAAUUUUACAAUUGAUACUAAAAGUAAGUUCAUCUUUACAAGCUUCAAACUUAGAACUUUUUACUGCUGUUUCACUUACACAUGCCUUAAGAUCUUCAUUAAACUCAAUAAGAAAAUCACCUCAAGAAAUUCAGUCUAUAUUUAUUAAUACAGAACAAAUGUGUAAAGAAAAUAAUAUUGAAAUACCAACUGUAAAAAAUAGAAAAGUUUCAAAAAAGAGAGAUGAUUUGCAGUGUUCUACAUCACAGCAUAUUUAUCUUACAAAGAGUGAAGAAAUGAAGGUAACUGUCGUUUUUCCAUUAUUAGAUGUGUUAUUAUCUGGAAUCGAUGAUAGAUUUAAACAAGAAACAUCUGAUUUAAUAACUGUGAUAGGACAAUUAAUUAAUUUAGAGUUGAAUUGCAACUCAUCUUGCAUAUACAUACUAAAAAAUUUGCUAAAUAUUCGAACACAAGAUCUUUUUGUAGAGAUUAAGCUUUUAAAAAGUCUUGAGGACACACCCAAAGGAACAUCAUCAGAUUAUGUAUAUAAGUGGCUUGAUUGGUUAGCAAUCGAAGGAAGAUCCGAUACUUUCAAGACAUUUUAUAACUGUCUAACAUAUUUUGUGUUUAUACCAGUGACCAGUUGUGGAUGCGAAAGAAGUUUUUCAAAAAUGUCAAUAGUAAAAACCAAAUUAAGAAGCACAAUGACACAAGAAAGGCUCAAUGCUUUAUUAUUUUUAUUUAUAGAACAAGAAUAUGUGAGUAAUAUCAAUAUUGAAAGUGUGAUUGAUGAUUUUCAAAAUGUUCCUACAAAAAGAAGACUCAUUCUUUGA
Messenger RNA from Metopolophium dirhodum (rose-grain aphid), 1503 nucleotides. Its product is annotated as zinc finger MYM-type protein 1-like. Bases 1 to 1503 code for a protein of 500 amino acids. The record is from RefSeq and is a predicted model, not a curated record. Gene Ontology annotation, molecular function: protein dimerization activity. The transcript is spliced from 2 exons. NCBI's taxonomy places the organism in Eukaryota, Metazoa, Arthropoda, Insecta, Hemiptera, Aphididae.